AUGGAAGCAGCCACUCUUGCCAUGUCUGAGGGAACGUCCCUGGCUCUGUUCAUCAUUGCACCAUUGCAUGCAGAACUGUUGGAGGAGAUGCGCUGUGUCCCCGAAGAUUCAACACUCAUCAAAGCGAUCAAGACAGCUGCAUACAACAACCUGAACUCCAGGUAUGCUUAAAAAAUGUGAGGUGUGUGCAUGCAUGCACAUUAAUAUCCUAUGAAAUAACAUGAUUAAAAAAUGUGAUAUCUUUUCAAAGCAUGUAGUCCUGAAGGACAGGCUCUAUGUUGCUUUAGCAUUAGACCCUCAUUUCAAGACUUUGCCUUUCUUGCAUGAUAAGGCCCUGGACCACACAUUCUCCCAACUGGUGACUGAAGCUGCUGGUGUCGAGCAGGCAGAGGCAUCUAAUGUACGUUAAAGACACACAAUAACUAAUUUCUUAGUUUUUGUACCUUACUGUAUUCAAUUCAAAUGUGAUUUGUCUUUAAUAUUUUAAUAUUAAGCAAUUGUAUUCCAAAUUGUGUACCAAGUGAUUUUCCAAAUAAUUUUAUUCCUGUUUUCAAACAGCAAACUUCUGCUUUUGGUGGAACAGAGGAAGCUGUGCCUGAUCCCAUUGAAGAUGUUACUCCACCAAAGGAGCCAAAGGAAUCCUCUGCGCUGGUGUCUCUCCUUGGGUCAACCUACAUGUUAAAAGAGAUGGUAACCCAGAAAACUGUACUUGAAAAGGCCCAGGAUGAAAUAAAAAAAUACAAGGAUCUAACACCCAUUCCACUCUCUGAGGAUCCUCUCAAAUGGUGGAGAGCACAUGCAAAGCAUUAUCCCCUAUUGGCCCACCAAGCAAAACGGUACCUUUGUGUACCUGGUACCAGUGUCCCGUCUGAGCGGGUUUUUUCCAACACUGGUGAUGUAGUCACAGCAAAAAGGAGCUGCCUUUCUCCUCAACAUGUUGAUCAGCUCCUUUUCAUGCAGAAAAAACUUACUCUCAGACAGGACUUGUGAUGGCCACAAGAGUGAUCCUGGAAGUCCAGCAAGACCUGUUGAGCCAAGGGCACAAAUUUGUUCUCACAAGUCGGUUUACACAGGACUGCCUGGAGAACACCUUUUCUUGUAUUCGUCAGAUGAACCCUGUCCCAACACCAGCAGAGUUCCACUAUGCACUGUGAGUUGUCACUGUUGGACAGUUCCUCUCCACAGUACCUACCAGCAGUUACCUGGAUGACGGAUCUGACAAUUUGGCAGACUUCCUGGACUCAAAGAGAAGCAGCUGCAGUCCUCCUCCAGUGGUGCGUCUGGAGCAGCUGGAUGACCCAGCAUCACCACCUGACUUCACAAAAACAAGGUCCUGUGUCCUCUACCACCUGGCAGGAGGUGCACCUGGAAAACAACCUAAAAAUGUCAACCUCAUGUCAGUUUGUGUUAAGGGAGUAGGAUAAUAAUUUACAUUUCAAUUUGCAGGUCAAGGAGAAGGUGGAUUUAUCCAGAUCUCAUCCACCAUCAGCAGACCCCUGUAG
Molecule: messenger RNA, 1502 nt
Organism: Xyrichtys novacula (pearly razorfish)
Lineage: Eukaryota; Metazoa; Chordata; Actinopteri; Labriformes; Labridae
Source: the annotation of a GenBank genome assembly